This is a messenger RNA of Lagopus muta (rock ptarmigan), 1150 nucleotides long. RefSeq names its product M1-specific T cell receptor beta chain-like. Gene Ontology annotation, cellular component: plasma membrane. The record is from RefSeq and is a predicted model, not a curated record. Bases 18 to 896 code for a protein of 292 amino acids. Lineage: Eukaryota; Metazoa; Chordata; Aves; Galliformes; Phasianidae. Gene Ontology annotation, biological process: cell surface receptor signaling pathway. The transcript has 8 exons.
UGCUUUCUCAGUCAGAAAUGAGAAUGUGGACAGUUUGGUGCUUGGUCUUGUGCUUCUUUGGAGCAAGAGCUGAGAUAACACAAAACUCAAGUCUGGUACUGAAAGAAGAUGAGAGUGCUACCCUGGGAUGCAGUCAAAAUGACAAUCAUUAUUAUAUGUCCUGGUAUCUGCAGCAGCCAGGAAAAGGGCUGCAAUUAAUCUAUUAUUCCAAUGCAGUAAAUCAGGAAUAUAAGGGUGAUAUUCACACUGGAUACGAAGCUAAGCGGAUAAGCCAGGAAUACUUUCGUUUAGAUCUCAUGUCUGUGAAGAAGAACCAUUCAGCUACCUAUUUCUGUGCCUCAAAGUUCCGCAACAGAGAUGUGACUAAUGCAAGAUUGUUUUUUGGCAGUGGGACAAAACUCACAGUACUAGGGAAGAAGAGUGAAAUCAUACCACCGACUGUGGCCAUCUUUUCACCGUCAAAGCAGGAGAUUCAACAGAAGAAUAAGGCCACUCUGGUAUGCCUGGCCUCCGGUUUCUACCCUGAUCACCUCAAUUUAGUCUGGAAGGUGAAUGGCAACAAGAGGACAGAAGGAGUGGGAACAGAUGAGAUUUCCACAUCAAAUGGGAGCACUUACGCAUUGACCAGCAGACUGAGAAUCUCAGCCCAAGAGUGGUUCAACCCUCUGAACCGUUUUGAGUGUAUUGCUGAAUUUUUUCACGAUGGACAGAAAUCAAUACAUAAAUUCAUCCAUGGUGAUACUGGAUGUAUGCUUACUAAAGAGUCCUACUUGCAUUAUGGAAAUUCUAUGAAGCUCACUUACCUCAUUCUGUGUGGCAAAGCCUUCCUCUAUGCAAUUUUGGUGUGUGCUCUGAUGUGGAAAGUCAAGGCUGGUAGCAAGCCAUAUAAAGAAUAAGUGAAUAAUCUCCUCCAUCUCAUCAACAGGAAAACAACAAAUUCCACGUUUUUCUUUUCUGCAGUAGAGUCCAAGCUUCUAAUAUCCUCUUUCUUGAUGGUUCUCUGUUCUCUCCUGUUCUUUCAGCUUUGUUUUAAUCACUGCCAGAUUUCCCAUGGACAUGCAGGGUAAUCUCUAUUCCUAGCUUUAAAACACCUCCUUACUGCUCAGAGGUGUCAGCUUCUUAAAUCAGGAAUAAAGUUUGUGUCACUCCA